Phytophthora sojae is the source of this 1968-nucleotide messenger RNA. RefSeq lists its product as hypothetical. The transcript is spliced from 5 exons. The record is from RefSeq and is a predicted model, not a curated record. The coding region runs from base 1 to 1968 and encodes 655 amino acids. Gene Ontology annotation, molecular function: protein binding. Gene Ontology annotation, biological process: cell division. Gene Ontology annotation, cellular component: anaphase-promoting complex. Lineage: Eukaryota; Oomycota; Peronosporomycetes; Peronosporales; Peronosporaceae.
AUGGAGCCGGCCGUGGUGGCGGCGCAACUGCGCUCGGCUGUGCGCGACCUGCGCGUCCGCGGACUGAAGCAAGCCACGCAGUUCGCGGCAGAGCUGCUGCUUGGCAUGGGCGACGCCGCACAUCGCCGCUCGUCGCUGGAGCCGAGGAGAUGCGACGAAGCGGAGGACGAGCUGGAGGACUGGGCGGAAGCCGAUCGCUUCGAGGCGGCCAAGGCCUGUUUCGACGUGGGCGAGUACCUCCGCGCUCACCACAUGCUGGCACAGGGAGACGGGUCCUUUUCGCUUGGCCCGGAGGGUGAGGAUGUGUGCCGUAUCCCCACGCAGAAGACGCGCUUCCUCAAGUACUACGCCCUGUAUCUGGCGGGUGAGAAGGCAAAGGAGGAAAUGGAUCUGGAGAUGAACGUGACAGGCAGCACCAAAGAGGUGGACCGCAACUUGCAUCGCCAAGGCACAAAUCCUCACCUCAAGGAGCUGUAUCUGUCGCUAAGCGCUGCCUACCAGCACAACUCGCUGGACGGCUUCGGUCUCUAUCUCUACGCUGUUGUUCUCAAGCGACUGGGCUACAGCACUAGCACUGGCAGUACCCAAGUCCAAUCGUCCACCCCAGUUAGUAUGAAGACUCGCCACCGAGCAGAUUUUGCUGAGGAACGGCGGCGUCAGCAACUCCAUGCCCCUGAUAAUGGUAGCAGCAACCAGGGACGCAGUAAGAGUGAGACUGGCGCAGCACCCACGCUAACGUUUGACGUGACUACGCGGUUUAUCCUGGUUGAAUCUAUUCGACGUUACCCGUGGAAUUGGUCAGCUUGGAUGGAGCUAGCAGCCCACUCACCUUUCACAUCCAAUGAGGAAGAAGUGAUCUUGGCGACCAGUUGCCCCUGGAUGUUCCAACUCUUCCAAGCUCAUGUGCUACUGGACCAGCAGCAGAAUGAUGUUGCGCGGGCUCUUCUGACAAGUUUGGAAGAGCAAUUCCCACAGAGUACCUAUCUGUUGGCGCAGCAGGCACUGACUAGCUACCACAUUCGGGACUUUGAUCAGUCGCAGGAGCAAUUCGAGCGGCUUGCUGCCCAAGAUCCGCAUCGGAUGGAGAACAUGGACGUUUAUUCGAACGUGCUUUAUGUGAAGGAGGACAAAACAGAGCUUAGUCGAUUGGCGCACCGAGCACUCAAAGUGGAAAAGUACCGACCGGAGACGUGCUGCAUCAUUGGCAACUAUUACUCGAUCAAGAACAAGCAUGACCGCGCCAUUAUCUACUUUCAUCGUGCUUUGAAGCUGGAUCCCAACUUUCUGUCGGCAUGGACACUCAUUGGCCACGAGUAUAUCGAAAUGAAGAACACCAGUGCAGCUAUCGAAGCCUAUCGCCAUGCAGUCGACCUCAACGUGCGGGACUAUCGAGCUUGGUAUGGUCUUGGGCAAGCGUACGAGAUUCUCAACAUGUUCCUCUACAGUAUCUACUACUACCGUAAAUCGGUGGUGAUCCGCCCGUACGACGCGCGCAUGUGGUGUGCCCUAGGUGGGUGCUAUGAGAAGCUGAAUAAGGUCGACGAAGCUCUCGCGUGCUUCCACCGCGCAGUAAACAAUCAAGAUCGUGAGGGUAUCGCUUCCUACCAUCUAGGGCGACUCUAUGCCUCACGAGGACAGCAACAUGAAGCCGCCAAGUUCUACCAGAUGCACCUCGGUCUUCGAAGUAGCUCCGUAUCUGGGCGGAAUAGCGAGGACGAAAGAGAGGUGCUCGUGCUUCCUGGUGGCAGUGGUGGAAAUAUCCGUGUCGAUACCCCACAAGCGCUCGCAGCAAUUUUGUUCCUCGCCAACUAUUACAAGCAGCUAGGUCGCUUGACCGAGGCCACAAUCUUCUGCAACCGGUUACUGGACAUGCAGGGGCCGGAAAAGGAGGAAGCCAAGGCACUCUUGCGCGAGAUGCACAGCCUCGAGGCAACUCGUAUGCAAUUCGCUUCGACGACAGAAUCCUAG